Alternaria atra is the source of this 1734-nucleotide messenger RNA. RefSeq lists its product as uncharacterized. Gene Ontology annotation, biological process: protein modification process; protein transport; endosome to lysosome transport. Lineage: Eukaryota; Fungi; Ascomycota; Dothideomycetes; Pleosporales; Pleosporaceae. Gene Ontology annotation, cellular component: ESCRT I complex. The record is from RefSeq and is a predicted model, not a curated record. Gene Ontology annotation, molecular function: ubiquitin binding. The coding region runs from base 1 to 1734 and encodes 577 amino acids. The transcript is spliced from 5 exons.
AUGGCCAGCGAGAAAGUACUCAACUGGCUGUACAGCGUUUUAGUUAAUGAAUACGCGGAUGUAAAUCGCACAUAUCACGACGCGGCCGAGGCACUGUCCAACUACCCGUCGCUCGCUCCAAAGACAGAACCAUAUACAUAUGAGAAUGGAUCUUCAGCACUCCUACUACUCCUUAGCGGCACGCUGCCCGUUACGUUUCGGGGCGCAACAUACGGCUUUCCAGUAGCGAUAUGGGUGCCUCAAUCCUACCCCCGAGAACCGCCCAUCGUAUACGUCACGCCGGCGCAGGACAUGGUCUUGAGACCUGGACAACAUGUGAGCACCGAUGGUAGAGUAUACCACCCGUAUCUGGCACAAUGGGCGAAAUACUGGGAUAAAUCUACACUAUACGACUUCCUAGCCGUACUAAGAAGCAUCUUCGCGAAAGAGCCGCCUGUGCGAUCGAGACAACAACAGCCGCAGUACAAUGCGCCCGCGCAGCAAGCACCCCCUCCAGUACCACCUCCGCCAGCCGAAUGGCGUCGCUCAGUACAUGGCACACCGCACGCAUCCUCCUCUCCUGCUCCACCGAAUCAAGCCCCAGCACCUCCUCCAAAGCCGCCGAAGCCUCACGAACAGGGCCGGUCCACGCCUCAGACGCCACAAGAUCGAUACGCGCAACCCCCUCCUCUGCCACCCCACCCUCCACAACAUUCCCACUCGCAACAGCCCUAUCAACAAGGCCAGAGCAACAGAUUUGACGCGCCACAACACCGGCAGCCACAGCCUUCAGGCCAGCAGUAUGCGCCAAAUCGACAAGGUGGGUACAAUCAAAGCCCAGCAGCUCAGCAUCCUCAAACACAUGCGCACAGCUACCCUCCACAACCAGUACAGAAUGGCAGUCCUAUCAGCCCUAUGGUGCCUAACGACCAGCGAACGGCUGCCCAAUUCUCGAGAGCAGGGCCUCUGCAGCCUCCGAACUUUCAACAACCGCAACAGUACCAAGGACCACCGCCAUCCCAACAGCAGUAUAGACAGCCUCCACCACCACAGCAGCAAUAUCAGCAGCCGCCACAAUGUUACCCACCACAGCAGCAUCCUCAGUUUCAGCAAUACCCACAACCUCCGCCUCAGCAAGCGCCACCAGCCCCGAAGCCCCCAAUCGACCUCCUCGAUGACUCUCUCGAAGUCACUUUGCCCUCACAGUCCGGCAACCAAAUUCCCCUACCGGUACCGCCCGUCCCCCCGAAUCCUGAGAAAGAUGCACUUCUCCGAGCUUUGAGCCAAACACUGGUUUCGCAGAUUCGACAAACAGUCUCUUCCAACAUGGCUGCGGUAGCACCACUUCGUGCGCAACAAGCCGCUUUACAAACCGCGUACUCUCGGUUACAGUCGGAACUAGGCGAACUUCAGCAGCUUGACGCGGCGCUUGCUUCCAACGAACAAGUGUUGAAAGGUGCCAUGGUCGAAGCGGACCGGGUCAUGGAAGAUGCACGAAGGAGAAAGGCACCAGAUGUCGAUGACGUAUUAGUAGCGCCUACAAUAGUCGGAGGGCAGCUCUACAUACUUGCUGCGGAAGAAAAGGGCAUUGCGGAUGCGCUGUUCGUUCUGGGCCGCGCGUUAGACAAGGGUCGGGUUAGUACUGAUGUUUUUGUGAAGCAAACUAGAAGUCUCGCUCGAGAACAGUUCUUGAAGAAGGCACUAAUUAAGAAGAUUGCCAAGGGCAUGGCUUUGGAUGAGUAUCAGAUGCAUUGA